Messenger RNA from Cylicocyclus nassatus, 681 nucleotides. The record is from the annotation of a GenBank genome assembly. NCBI's taxonomy places the organism in Eukaryota, Metazoa, Nematoda, Chromadorea, Rhabditida, Strongylidae.
AUUGCAGGAUUCGACAUGCCUAAAAAAUUCGCCAACGAAAAUCCAAAGGUUAUAGCUGCCCGAGAACGUAAAGCCGAAAAGAAGAAAGACGAGCAGGAGCGAAAACAAAAGGCCGCUGAAGACGCAUAUUGGGCUGAUGAUGAUAAACUGGUACAUAGAAAGCAGCAGCGUAAGGAAGAAGAAGAAAAGAAACGGUUGGAAGCUUUGAAACGAAAAGAGGAGAACCGAAGGCUUGCUGAAGCUGAAAUGGAACGACUUGCCUCUAACACAGGAGCGUCUCAUCCGCAAAAAGUUACAAGAGCAGAGCUUGAGCAGCGCAAAGAGGCUGAAGCUCGUUUGCGGUUAGAAGAGGAGAGGAAGAUGAAGUUAGCUGCCGAGAAACUUGAGGUCGUUGAAGAUAUAGAGGAGAACGUCAAUCAGCUGGAGGUUGACGGAGAAACUGCCACAACGGUUUCCGAAGCAAUCCAGAUACUUGGAGGUACAACUGAAGAAGUUGACAGGCACCCAGAGAAGCGAAUGCGAGCAGCUUACCUUGCUUUCGAAGAAGCCAACCUACCACGAAUGAAACAAGAGCAUCCCACUUAUCGUUUGUCUCAACUAAAACAACUUCUCAAAAAAGAGUGGCAGAAGUCUCCUGAAAAUCCUCUAAUAGCUAAGCUUAUGGCUCUCUCCGCCAAAUAA